This is a messenger RNA of Plasmodium malariae, 1593 nucleotides long. Its product is annotated as LMBR1 domain-containing protein, putative. Gene Ontology annotation, cellular component: vacuolar membrane. Gene Ontology annotation, biological process: protein localization to vacuole. The record is from RefSeq and is a predicted model, not a curated record. The transcript is spliced from 20 exons. Lineage: Eukaryota; Apicomplexa; Aconoidasida; Haemosporida; Plasmodiidae. The coding region runs from base 1 to 1593 and encodes 530 amino acids.
AUGGAUAUCAUAGCUUGUAGUACCUUUGCUAUUAUUAUUCUGUUAAUAUCUGUAUCAUGUGGGACGUUUUACAAAUAUUUUGUGAAAUCAGAUGAAUCAACAUUAUUAACAGCAGUUGCCUUUAUUUUAUCCUUAAGCACAAGUUUUAUUUUGGUUUUGUUCAUUCCAAUAGAUAUAUAUCUAGUGUCCAAUGGAAACUUAGAAAUUUCGAAUUUGGAAAUAAACCAGAAACUUAUAUCCAAAUUUUAUCAUUUUAUGUUUUGGGUGCUAAUAUUUGAAGCAUACGUUGUGGUUCCCUUUUCCUAUUUUUAUCUCAAAAAUAAGAAUUCGUAUAAAAAUGAAUUUGAUGAUAACAUAAUGCCAUGCGAAAAUGCGAUAGAGUCUUUAAAAAAAACCAUAUAUUUUAUAUUUUUCUUAGUUGUACUGUCAAUAAUUGGGUUAAUCUAUAGACCGGGUCAUAAGCUCGCUAUGGAAAAGGGAAAAGAAAUGGAAUAUAUUUCUGACUUGUUGGACAUGAAUCACACUGGACAGUCGGCAAUUUUGUUUUUGAUGGGAUGCAUUGUUUUGGUGGGUGUUUCGUUCUGGGCCACAUACACAAGUUAUGGAAUAGCUUGUCUACCCUUAUCAUUCUUACAACAAAAAAAUAUUGAAUAUGAUAGAAUAGAAUUAGAAAACCGUUUUACCAAUUUGAAGGAGAAAGAAAUGAUGAUUAAAUAUAAAUAUAACACUUACAAUGAAAUAAGAGGUAACGAUAAAUAUGAAAUGGAAAAAAUAGAAAAAAUGAAGAGAGUGUUAAGUAAGUACAACUAUAAACUUCAAGAAAUAGAAAAAUCGUCCGAAUCUUGGGUUUCGUAUGUUACAGGAAUAGGUCUUACGUUUAGGGUUAUAACUGGGUUAAUAUUUCUAACGUUUUCUUUUAUAAUAUACAUAUCCUUGUUAGCCUCUAUAACUGACAAAUAUUUUAAUUCUAUUUGUGCCUAUAAAUGUGGUUUUGUACUGGAGCAAAUAAAUACUAUAUUCAAUUUACUGGAUACGUUGCUUAUAUUUUUUUCACGGUUUUUUCCCUUGGAUAUUUUAGUCAUAGCUAGUUUAGCUAUAUACAUUUUCUGUUGUUCUUUAUAUGGAAUUGUAAAUGUAGGAAUACGCAUUUUCUUUAUACCCUUGUAUAGAUUAAAACCAAAAAAGUCUUCACCUGAGACGCUUCUAGUUCUUUGCUUUUUAAUUAUUCAUAUUAUUCUUGUUCUGAUAAUGACAUUAUUAACAAUUGCACCGAACUACAUUACCUACGGAAUUCAGAAAAUAAAGAUAGACGAUAAUAUAGGAUAUAUAAAAUGCUCCUUAAAGACUGAUAAGAAUGUGUGUAAGAUGUCUGUUUUAUCAGUCUUCUUUAAUAAGAUUUUCUUCGGCAUUCCCUAUUUUGCUAACAGUUACUUCUUUUCUAACUGGAUGUUUAUAUUAAUGUACACAUUCGCGUUUGUUUAUCGCAUUUUUUUCAAGAAGAUAAGCUAUUUGGACAACAUAGAUGAACAAGACUUUAACAAAGAGGACCUCGACGAAAAUAUAAACCUCCUUCCGUUGGAAACCUUGACCUAG